AUGGCCAAUAUGCAAUACCAACAGCCAGCGCCCUACCAGGCCUCUCAGGGGUUUUUGCCACUGGAACCGGUCGCGCCCAGCAACAAGGACGUUUCGCACAAAAUCGUCAGCGGCCGCAAGUGGUUCUUCGCCAAGGCCGCGCUCGAAGGCCUCAGCAUUGUCACGGGCAUUGUCGUGUCGGCUGUCAGUGGCGCUGUGGUUGUGGCCCAGAUGCCGUACCCCGACCUCAAUGGCUAUCUCGAUGCCGGACUGUCGUUUCCACCGGGCAUCCUUGCCAUUCUAUGGCCCGUCGCCGAGCUCGUCACGCUCGUGGUCCGACGCAACCGCGGCAUCCACCCCGGCGCGCAUGUCGGCAUGCACCUGGUGAUCUGGCUGACAGGCACAGUGGCCGGUGGACUGAUCGCGUCCGAAUACGCGUUCGAUUCCAUCUUCACCUACUGGCCGAUGUCGGACUAUAGGCUGUCCGUGGCCGAGAAGACAAAAGGAUACGCCCAUUACGUGACCAUGGAAUUGGUCCUGUGCAUCUGCCUCUGGCCUCUCGUCGUCGUCAACAUGAUUCUUUUCGUCCGCGCCUGCAUUGAAUGCCAUCGUCGCAACAUGCGCCGCGCCCUGCACCGGGCCAACAAAAGGGCCAUGCUGAUCGCCGCGCAAGCCGCCUGGGCCACCGGUCAAGCCCCUGGCCAAGUGCCGUACCAGACGGCGGCACCGGCUCCAGCUCCAGCGCCGGCCCCGGGCCCGCCCCCGAUGAACGCGUACCAACAAUACCCCAUGGCGGAGCUCGACAAGACGGGCACGCCAAAACCACAGGCAUCGACUCUCAGCAACGUCUCGCCGGUGCAGUCUCCGUUCCAGUCCCAACACCCGCCCACGGCAGCUGAACUGGCACAACCCCAACCACACCCGGCGCAUCUGAUCCACGAGAUUGGCGGUGGCGCUGCACAAUACCCCGAGAUGCCAGCAGCAUCACAUGCACCAGCGCCAGCGCGGGUCGAGAUGCCAGCAGACGGCCACCAUGAAGAAGUGCCAGCGGUUCCGGCGCCAGAGCAUCAUCAUCAACAACAGCAACGACAACAAACAGAACCAUACACACCCGUGACUGAAACACAGCAAGUCGCACGAGAUGGAGAUGCGGAAUCAGCCCGUGGUCAAAGGUCAGGGCCGCCUCAGUACGUCAUGAUUGGAGGCACCAAGGUUCGAUACUAUGAGUUCUAG
Sporothrix brasiliensis 5110 is the source of this 1212-nucleotide messenger RNA. RefSeq lists its product as uncharacterized. The transcript has 3 exons. Bases 1 to 1212 code for a protein of 403 amino acids. The record is from RefSeq and is a predicted model, not a curated record. NCBI's taxonomy places the organism in Eukaryota, Fungi, Ascomycota, Sordariomycetes, Ophiostomatales, Ophiostomataceae.